Messenger RNA from Lycium barbarum (goji berry), 486 nucleotides. RefSeq lists its product as uncharacterized. Bases 1 to 486 code for a protein of 161 amino acids. The transcript has 2 exons. NCBI's taxonomy places the organism in Eukaryota, Viridiplantae, Streptophyta, Magnoliopsida, Solanales, Solanaceae. The record is from RefSeq and is a predicted model, not a curated record. Gene Ontology annotation, molecular function: nucleic acid binding.
AUGGAGAAUGAUUAUAGCAAAUUCGUCCAGAAAUGCCAUAAGUGCCAAAUUCAUGGAGAUUUGAUAAUGGUUCCUCCGACAGAACUGAAUGCCAUAGCGCCGCCUUGGCCAUUUGCCGCUUGGGGCAUUGAUGUCAUAGGACCAAUUGAGGUAGAUGCCUCAAACAAACACCGCUUCAUUUUGGUCGCCAUAGACUACUUCACCAAGUGGGUGGAAGCGGCAUCUUCUUCAUCAUUCCGAAUCACUCAUCGAAAUUCAACUGCAUAUCAGCCACAAAUGAAUGGACCUGUGGAAGACGUCAAUAAAAAUAUCAAUAAGAUCCUCAGAAAAAAGAUUGAUAACUACAAAGACUGGCAUGAACAACUGCCUUAUGCAUUAUUGGGAUAUCGCACCACAGCCAGAACUUCAACUGGGGACACUCCAUACUUGUUGGUGUAUGGCACUGAAGCAGUAAUACCAACUGAGGUAGAAAUCCCUUCACUUUGA